AUGAGCGGCGCUGCACCUACGCGCAGCACAAGGAGAGACAGCUGGCAAAACUCCUUUUCGGCUCUCAUCACCGCGUUAGAGGAUGCUUCCAGCAACGUCAUGGACAUCUUCUAUGUUGCUGAACCUGCCCGUGAGAAAAUCAUCCACGUUCUGAAGCAAUGGCGUGAGCCUCCUGUGGAGAUCUACACGACGGCUGCCAUCAGACGAAUGAUUGUAGAGCAGUCGGAUGCCCAGGAUGAAGCCUCUUGUGAGGAUUACCCAACGCCUAAGUAUGUGGCAGGGCAAUCCUCAAGGAAGAACAGCACCAGCCAUGACAGAAACUCGGGCCCUAGCGGCUUCUCGCCAGGAAGAGAUGGACGAGUUCGAAGCUGA
Clonostachys byssicola is the source of this 372-nucleotide messenger RNA. NCBI's taxonomy places the organism in Eukaryota, Fungi, Ascomycota, Sordariomycetes, Hypocreales, Bionectriaceae. The record is from the annotation of a GenBank genome assembly.